Messenger RNA from Trichosporon asahii var. asahii CBS 2479, 2073 nucleotides. RefSeq names its product succinate dehydrogenase flavoprotein subunit precursor. The transcript has 6 exons. The record is from RefSeq and is a predicted model, not a curated record. Gene Ontology annotation, biological process: tricarboxylic acid cycle; mitochondrial electron transport, succinate to ubiquinone. Bases 1 to 2073 code for a protein of 690 amino acids. NCBI's taxonomy places the organism in Eukaryota, Fungi, Basidiomycota, Tremellomycetes, Trichosporonales, Trichosporonaceae. Gene Ontology annotation, molecular function: succinate dehydrogenase (quinone) activity; flavin adenine dinucleotide binding; electron transfer activity.
AUGGACAAUUGGUUCCGCGUCCACAGGACGUCCUCAGCCCCGUCUCUCCGCCUGGCACCACACACACCCCUCCCACCACCCCGACCGACCCUUUUCGAACCGCUUCAACCUCCCUUUCCACCUCACCUCCCCACUCCUCUACCUCUGCCCAAGAUGAUGCGCCUCUCGCGCGCCAUUCCUCGCCCCAAGGCCGCCAGCCUUGCCGCCCGCAGCACCCGCUCCUACGUCGUCGCCAGCCAGACUCACCGCGCUCAGGAGGCCCAGAACUUCGGCCAGCACAAGGGUUACCCCGUCAUUGACCAUGAGUUCGACGCCAUCGUUGUUGGUGCCGGUGGUGCCGGUCUCCGUGCCGCCUUCGGUCUCGCCUCGUCUGGACUGAAGACUGCUUGUAUCUCCAAGCUUUUCCCCACCCGUUCCCACACCGUCGCUGCUCAAGGUGGUAUCAACGCUGCCCUUGGCAACCGCACCGUCGACGACUGGCGCUGGCACAUGUACGACACCGUCAAGGGUUCGGACUGGCUCGGUGACCAGGACGCUAUCCACUACAUGUGUCGCGAGGCUCCUGAGGCCGUCUACGAGCUUGAGCACUACGGUCUUCCGUUCUCCCGUACCGAGGAGGGCAAGAUCUACCAGCGUGCCUUCGGUGGUCAGUCGCUCGAGUACGGCAAGGGUGGACAGGCCUACCGUACCGCCUGUGCCGCUGACCGUACCGGACACGCGAUGCUUCACUCGCUUUACGGACAGUCGCUCCGUCACGACACCAACUUCUUCAUCGAGUACUUCGCUACCGACCUCCUGAUGCAGGACGGCGAGUGCGUUGGUGUCAUCGCCAUCAACCUUGAGGACGGUACCCUCCACCGCUUCCGCUCGCACAAGACCGUUCUUGCCACCGGUGGCUACGGUCGUGCUUACUUCUCGUGUACCUCGGCCCACACCUGUACCGGUGACGGAAACGCCAUGGUUGCCCGUGCCGGCCUCCCCCUCCAGGACCUCGAGUUCGUCCAGUUCCACCCCACCGGUAUCUACGGAUCCGGAUGCCUGAUCACCGAGGGUGCCCGUGGUGAGGGUGGUCUCCUCCUCAACUCCAAGGGUGAGCGCUUCAUGGAGCGUUACGCCCCUACCGCCAAGGAGCUCGCCUCCCGUGACGUUGUUUCGCGUUCGAUGACCGUCGAGAUCCGUGAGGGCCGUGGUGUCGGACCCGAGAAGGACCACAUCUACCUCCAGCUCUCUCACCUUCCCCCCGCUCUCCUCCACGAGCGUCUCCCCGGUAUCUCGGAGACCGCCGCCAUCUUCGCCGGUGUCGACGUCACCAAGGAGCCCAUCCCCGUCCUCCCCACCGUCCACUACAACAUGGGUGGUAUCCCCACCAAGUACACCGGUGAGGUCAUCACUCAGGACGAGAACGGAAACGACAAGGUCGUCCCCGGUCUCUACGCCGCCGGUGAGGCCGCCUGUGUCUCCGUCCACGGUGCCAACCGUCUCGGUGCCAACUCUCUUCUCGACAUUGUCGUCUUCGGCCGUGCCGCCGCCAACCACAUUGCCGAGAACCUCGCCCCCAACACCCCCCACAAGCCCUACGACGAGACCCUCGGCAAGGAGUCCAUCGAGUUCAUCGAGAAGAUGCGCACCUCGGACGGCCCCAAGCACACCUCGGAGAUCCGCUCUGCCAUGCAGAAGACCAUGCAGACCGACGCCGCCGUCUUCCGUACCCAGGAGUCGCUCGACGACGGUGUCCGCAAGAUGUCCGAGGUCUACAAGACCUUCGACCAGAUCGGCAUCAAGGACCGCUCGCUCAUCUGGAACUCGGACCUCGUUGAGGCCAUCGAGCUCCACAACCUCCUCACCUGCGCCCAGCAGACCGUUGUCUCUGCUGCUGCUCGUAAGGAGUCUCGCGGUGCCCACGCCCGUGAGGACUUCCCCGACCGUGACGACAAGAACUGGCAACGACACACUCUUUCUUUCCACCGUGAUAUCAGCAAGCCUGACAUUGAACUGCAGUACCGCGCAGUCCAGAACAAUACGCUGGACCAGAACGAGUGCGCCAGUGUCCCCCCUUUCAAGCGUGUUUACUAA